AUGGCUUUAGCUAUUUCCCACGAGGAUACUCAGAUUUUACUAAAAGACAAGAAUAUCUUACAGGAAUCGGUUUUGAACAAAUAUAGAACGGCUGGACAAAUUGCACAAACUGCUCUGAAAUAUGUCACCUCUUUAAUCAAUGAUUCCUACCACUCUAAAACCGCAGAACAUCAAGUAACUGUGUCAGAGUUAUGUUUGCUGACUGAUUCGUUUAUUUUGACUCGCUUGGAACAGUACUAUAAAAACAAGGUUAAUGAAAGAGGUAUUGCUGUUCCAACUACUAUUGACAUCGAUCAAAUCUCCGGUGGGUGGUGUCCCGAGAUAGAUGAUACUCAAAAUCUGUUGAACUGGAACAAAGGCAAAGACUCUACUUUUGCGUCAUCUGUGACUGGUAUUUUGAGGCCAGGUGAUUUGGUUAAAAUUACAUUGGGUGUUCAUAUUGAUGGUUAUACUUCCGAAGUUUCUCACACUAUGGUUAUCUACCCAGUUGAUGCAACUAAGCCUAUUCCUCAACCAACUGGACCAUUGUUAGGCGGCAAGGCAGAUGCGGUCGCUGCCGCUCACAUUGCUAUGGAAACUGUAGUUGCAUUAUUAGCUUGUGCCUUGACACCAGAAAAGCUACCCGCUUCCUUAGGUGGGGCUUCGAAUGGUAUCACAGGCCAAUUGAUCAGAACUAUUGUAGACACUAUCGCCAGAUCUUAUAACUGUGGCGUUGUUCCUAGUUCUCGUGUAAGAAGAAUUAGAAGGUUUUUAGCAGGCCAGAAUGAAGGUAUUGUUGCCGAAAGGGAAUAUAAAGGUGUUAUUUGGACAGAAUCCCAUCAAGAAGCAGAUUUGUUGUCUAACACGGAUGCCAAGGAUUUGGCUGUGGUAGACCGUGGCCAGGCCACUCCGUUCACUAACGUUUCCGCCAUUCCAAGUGACGAUUUCGUUGUACAAUCAGGUGAAGUUUAUUUGAUUGAUUUGAAGAUGGCAUCUUUGGAACACUGCAAUAAAAAGGGUUUAGUUACUUUGGAAACUGUCGACUCUUACGCCGGCAAAUCACACAAGGCUGGAGAAUUGAUUGCCAGAACCGGUGUUUAUGUCAGAGAUUUUGCUCAAUCCCAUAUUCUUAAAUUAAAGACUUCAAGACAAUUAUUAACUAAGAUUGAUAGACAAGGUGUUUACCCAUUCAAAUUGUCUCACUUGUCUUCAAAUUUUCCAUUUGUUGAUGAAAGUGAAGAAGAGCUCCAAAAUCUAAAGAAAGAUCUAAAAUCGUUUCGACUUGGGAUGAGUGAGAUUUCCAAUAACUACCUAUGUGUGGAAAGUCCAAUACAAAUUGCUAGAUGGGUUCCAUGGGAUCAUAUUCUAAAGGCCACCAAUCCAAACGGUAACUUGAGUUACGAUGCAACCUCUACAUUAACAUUACCUGGACAUGAACUGCCUUUACCAAAGUUGGGUGUAUCAGCUAUUAAGCUUAAAUCUCUAUUGAACUCAACUAAAGAGUCGAUUUCUUUACCAGUUGCUCGUGAAUGCAAUACUAUCGUAUUGUGUGAUUCUAGUGUAAGUACAGGUGACAGAUCCGAGUUAUUGAGAUUAACUGGGGGCUCUAAGACAUGCCAACCAAGUUGGAUUCACUCUCAACAUGAAUUGAAUCCUGAAGACUCAAUUGUUCAAGGCAUCUUUCAAUUGGCUACUUUGGUCAAGGAUAAGAGAUUUGGUCUAUUAUUGAAGGAAACACAACCAAUGAAGCAGAAAGGUGCUGUUACUCUGAAUGGUGAAGCCGAAAAAACUAUGAAAAUCUAA
Saccharomyces kudriavzevii IFO 1802 is the source of this 1782-nucleotide messenger RNA. RefSeq names its product putative hydrolase (gene ARX1). The transcript has a single exon. The record is from RefSeq and is a predicted model, not a curated record. The coding region runs from base 1 to 1782 and encodes 593 amino acids. NCBI's taxonomy places the organism in Eukaryota, Fungi, Ascomycota, Saccharomycetes, Saccharomycetales, Saccharomycetaceae.